AUGUUGCUGCCGGACCAAACGUACGAGCAGGCGAGCCUGCGCCAGGAGCGCCAUCUACGACUGCCCGGCCCGCCGCACCCGGGCUGCGAUGAUGAAUUCGGUCGGCUGCUCGCGCUGAAGCAGACGAUCGCUGGUGACGUGCGUCGGAGUCUGGGUGUGGCGGCGGGUGACGCGGAGCACCUCUUCGGAGACACGCUGAGCGCGAAUAAUGAGAUGAAAUUCGGUGGUACCCCGGACGACGGUGCGGUCGGCAGUGGCGGCAGCAGCAGUGGGGUAGGGAGCUCCGGGACCGGAGGACGGGUCCGUUCGCAGACGCUCGAUGUGCGGUUGACGCCGGUGACGAAGGCCGGACCACGCACGGGAAAUGACACUUCGGUGUACCUGGACGUGGAGAGCAUCUGGAGUCGGCCUGCUUCAGUGAUGGCAAAUGGGCCAUCAGGACCUCGUUCGAACAGUCUGCAGAGGGCGCCACCCGUGCAGGAGGGCUCUGGUAGAACCGAUCAAGGCAUCGGUCUCGGGUCGGGGAGUUCUCCGUGUACGAGCUCUAGCUUGAGUUACGCCAGUUACUCGAGCGACGAUGCGGCCGAACCGGGCCGAGGAAACCGUCGAAGCAGACGCGCAGGAACGCAGGAAGCGAAACCAACCAUCACCUCACCAAAUAGGCAGCCCUCGGCGACGGGGACGACGACAGCGGCCACGAGUACAGUACCUGAGGCGGAACGUGACGAUUACGAGCGGACGUCGGACUUCUUCAACAACAUUCCCGAGUUCCAGGGGGAAGCCCUCGGCCCGUUCAGUAUCGCCAGCAAGGGAGCGGAACCGGACUGGGGCAGUAUCCGGACGAACGUGGACAUCCUGCGGGCCUGCGAGCUGUUCCUGAUGCGUCACCGGAUACGUCCCGAUUUCUUCUGCAAGUACAAAAAGGCCAUGAACAGUCCGUCCGCUUCGGCACCGGCCUCGUUUCCGUUGUCCCGCUCCCGGACGCCGAUCGCGGUGCGGAAGCCCAAAAGUGCCUCCCCAUCGAUGCAGAGGCCCGCCUCCCGGGCCCAAGGAUCGGCGCGCGCGGCUGGCCCCGAUCGGAGUCCACCGGCCGCGGCUGGCGGCGGGCCAAUCUACAGCGUGCCAAAUCGGGCCGGCAAAAAACGUCGCCCUAAUGCCGAUGCUUCUUCGUCGAACGAAGCCGUCCACCUGCAGCAGCGUCUGAAGAGCCUCAGCUCCGAGCUGGUGACGCUCCGGAACCGACUGCACACCAACGGUGGCCAACCGACGGGCGCUGGGAAUGGUCCGAAUGGUGGCGUCCCCGGAGUUGGAGGGGCCGGUGUCGUGUCGUCUACCGGAACGGCCACACAAAAUGGAACCCAGCACAGCACUCAGCCGGCCGUCAACCUCGCCAAUCACGGCCCGGGCCUACUGGCGUCGAAUCAGGUCAGCCCGUCGAACGGCAUCAACGUACUGCCCCAUCUUGCCAACGGAUGCGCCAACUCCACCGCCACCAAUAAUGCUAAGAACCACAUGCUGGUGACAGGCGGCGGCGCUGGCGGCCAAUGUUUGCCUUCGAACCCGGCCGCCAACAAUCUGCACGGAUCGUCGCAGCAUAAUGGCAACGUUUUGCCCGUCGUUUCGCCACGCAACACCUCCAUCCCGUACCCGCUGCCACAUCACAACUCCAGCAACGGCACCAUGCUGAUCGGAGAUACGAUACAGUGUGGCGGGACGCUUCCAAGGCGUACGGCGGCGGCGAUGGGUUUCGGGAGUGGCUCUGCCGGGGCCCACUACCCGGUGGGUCACGGUGGGCCGAUCGUAUCGUCGACCGGUGCCAACGGGGCACCGGUCGGAGCGGGAACCCUUCCCGGUGCUGGGCUCGGCGCACGAACGGACGGCGGAGGCACCGCCGCCACCGAGAUGGACGAUCUGAUCCAUCUGCCGGGUCCGCUGACCGAGGACGCCGUCAUGCGAACGCUGCACAACCGAUUCAACGAUGGGAAAUAUUUCACCAACGUGGGACCUAUCCUGUUGUCGGUCAAUCCGUAUCACGAUGUCGGUAAUCCGCUGACCCUGUCCUCCACCCGCUCGGUACCGCUCGCACCGCAACUACGCAAGAUCGUCCAGGAGGCCGUACGGCAGCAGGCGGAAACGGGCUACCCGCAGGCGAUCAUACUAUCCGGCACAUCCGGUUCGGGCAAGACACACUGUUCGAUGCUGCUACUGCGCCAGCUGUUUGCGGUGGCCGGCGGUGGACCGGAAACCGACGCGUUCAAGCAUCUGGCCGCGGCCUUCACCGUGCUCCGGUCGCUCGGAUCCGCCAAGACGGCCACCAACUCGGAGUCGAGUCGUAUCGGCCAGUUUAUCGAGGUACAGGUGACGGACGGGGCGCUUUACCGCACCAAGAUCCACUGCUACUUCCUCGACCAGACGCGCGUCAUUCGGCCACUGCCGAACGAGAAAAACUAUCACAUCUUCUACCAAAUGCUGGCCGGGCUGAACGCGGACGAGUGCGCCCGCCUCAACCUGGAGGGCUACUCGCCGGCCAACCUGCGGUACCUGCAGCACGGCGACAUCCGGCAGGACGAGCAGGAAGACGCGGCCCGCUUCCAGGCGUGGAAGGCGUGCCUCGGCAUCCUGGGCAUCCCGUUUCUGGACGUGGUGCGCGUCCUGGCGGCCGUGCUGCUGCUCGGGAACGUGCAGUUUGUCGACGGACAGGGUCUCGAAGUCGAGGUGGUCGGAGAAACGGAGCUCAACGCAGUGGCCAACCUGCUGGGUGUUCCGCCAGCCCAGCUGUUCCGCGGGCUCACGACACGCACGCACAAUGCCCGCGGCCAGCUGAUCAAGUCCGUGUGCGACGCGAACAUGUCCAACAUGACGCGCGAUUGCCUCGCCAAGGCACUUUACUGCCGAACGGUGGCGACGAUCGUCCGACGAGCCAACAGUCUGAAACGGCUCGGAUCGACACUCGGUACGCUCAGCUCCGACAGCAACGAGUCGGUGCACAACCAAGCGGAAGUGGCCAGCCAGCCAUCGGCCAUCGGCGGAAAUGCUGGUUCGAAAUCGAUGGCCGCUCUUAAUAAUGCUGUUCGACAUGCGACGGACGGAUUCAUUGGUAUUUUGGACAUGUUCGGAUUCGAAGAGCCACGCCCGGCGCAGCUCGAGCACCUGUGCAUCAAUUUGUGCGCCGAAACGAUGCAACACUUCUACAACACGCACAUCUUCAAGAGCUCGGUGGAAUCGUGCCGCGAAGAGGGCAUCAUCUGCGACACGGAGGUGGACUACGUCGACAACGUGCCGUGCAUCGAUCUGAUCUCGUCGCUGCGCACCGGUCUGCUCAGCAUGCUCGACGCCGAGUGUUCCGUGCGCGGAACUGCGGAGAGCUACGUGGCCAAGAUCAAGGUACAGCACCGCAACUCGGCACGGCUCGAGCAGCGCGCCCUGGAACCGUAUGAUCCGCGGCUCUUCGCCAUCCGCCAUUUUGCCGGCCGCGUCGAGUACGACACGACGGACUUCCUCGACACGAACCGUGACGUCGUGCCGGACGAUUUGGUGUCGGUGUUCUACAAGCACACGUGCAACUUUGGCUUCGCCACGCACCUCUUCGGCACGGAACUGAAGGCUCUGUACGCGCAGGAGAACGGCCCCCGGGGCCUUAGUUUCCGCAUCGCACCCACCUCCCACACGGAUCUGUUGAAUGGAGACGAACCGGUUUCGACGCUCACGCAAGACUUCCACACGCGGCUCGAUAAUCUGCUGCGGACACUGGUACACGCUCGGCCCCACUUUGUGCGCUGCAUCCGCAGCAACACCUCGGAGAAGGGCGGCAUGUUCGAUCGGGGCGCGGUAGUGCGGCAGAUCCGUGCCCUGCAGGUCCUCGAAACGGUCAACUUGAUGGCCAGCGGCUUCCCGCACAGGAUGCGCUUCAAACAGUUCACGGCCCGGUACCGGAUGUUGGCCCCGUUCCGGCUACUGCGCCGCUGCGAGGAGAAGGCCCUCGAAGACUGCAAGGUGAUACUGGACUUUGCGCUCGAGAACCCGCCCGAGUUGGACGGGUCGGUCACGCUGUCGUGGGCACCGGGCAAGCGGCACAUCUUCCUGAGCGAAGGCAUCCGUCAGCACCUGGAGCGGUUGCGCACGGAGGUGCGCAUGAAGAGCGCCACGCUGAUACAGGCCACGUGGCGCGGCUGGAAUCUGCGCAAGCGGCUCGGGACGAUCCGUCGGACGCACGACAUUCAGCUGAUGGGUGGUGGGGCGCACCUUUCGGUCAACAAAACUUCCGGUACGGGCACGGCGCGAACCCUGUACCCGAGAGAUGAAAUGCUCACCUGAUGUCUCUUUUCGUACCCCUCCCUGAUAGGCACGCGGACGAGUAAUGUGACGCACGGUGGUAACGCAACGAACACAGGGACGGCCACACGCCCGAGACCGCAACCGAUCGCCGGAACACCGCCGCCGGAUCCGAACGAAAAGUGCGACUCGAAGAUUAUCGCCCAAACCUGUACACUGUUCGGGUUGGACUUGGAGCGACCUCCACCGGUUCCGCCGUCCCGUUCGUACACCGUGACCGGCAACUCGAAGCUCGGCUAUCCGCAGACGCGCCUCAUGAAGAUGAACUUCCCGGAAGAUCCGGCCGCCGUUGGGCUCGGUGAGCAGCUGCGCAAAGGCGAAGCCGUCACGGUGACCGGGGCCUCGCACCGUCGCGGCCACCUAAUCGUCGAGCACAAUGGCAUCAGUCUGCACGUCCCGUUCCAGUACAUGGAGCUCGUCAAAACGGUGGUACCGGGAACGACACCGGCCGCCCCACCGUCGUCCGGGGGCGUCGCAGCACCACCACCACCCACGGCCACCGCCGUCAACAUUUGA
Molecule: messenger RNA, 4848 nt
Organism: Anopheles cruzii
Lineage: Eukaryota; Metazoa; Arthropoda; Insecta; Diptera; Culicidae
Gene: dachs
Product: myosin-G heavy chain
Exons: 12
Biological process (GO): vesicle transport along actin filament; actin filament organization
Cellular component (GO): vesicle; cytoplasm; myosin complex
Molecular function (GO): cytoskeletal motor activity; actin filament binding; ATP binding
Source: RefSeq, a predicted model, not a curated record